AUGGAGGGAAUUCUCCGCCACGCCUCCAUGAGCGAAGCCAUGUACGGCCCCGCCCCACAUCCUACGCGCCCCACCCCUCACACCUGGCUCGGCAAGCACGUCGGGCCCUCACCGGAGGGAUCUAUGAUCGUCAAACUUCAGCGCUCAUACCUCACCUACCCCAUAUACAGCGACGGCGAGAACUUUGCCCUGUCCUUCGGCAAGCUCCUCAAAUUCCGCGCCAAUACUCGCAUCCUGGCCACUAAAACGCUCCUCGCCCUCGCCGCUAAUGCGUCUUAUGUCCUUGACCAUUCCCAGUCCAUCCUCCCCAACUUUUUCUUUGGCGCGCACCUCCGCACCGAGCAUGACGCCCAGCUCGGUUGGCCCGCAGAAGACUGGGUCUACACCCGCUACGAGACGCAGGCCAAAUUCUAUUUCAAGCAAGUCCUCGCAUCGGGGCUAAAGCGUAUGUACGUCGCCUCCGGCGACCAGGAGGAAGUAGCCAAGUUUGCGUACGAGGCGGCAGAGAAAAACUUCACUGUUUCCACAAAGUUUGAUCUACUUGGCGCUAAGGACGCGGCGCAGCUAGGGGCACUGUCGUGGAAUCAGCAAGGGAUGGUGGAUUUCUUAGUUAUGCUGCGUGCGUCGCAGUUUGUGGGCGUGGGGCACUCGAGUUUUGCAUGGAAUGUGGCGCUGGUUAGACACGUAUUUGCGCAGCAGAGGGAUCAUCUGAAGGGCCCGCAUCUGUUAAAUGAUGAGCUAAGUGAGGUGUAUGGGUAUUCAAAGCAGUACCCAGCGUAUGCGAGUUGUUUGUGGCCGUAG
Pseudogymnoascus destructans is the source of this 801-nucleotide messenger RNA. RefSeq lists its product as uncharacterized. The coding region runs from base 1 to 801 and encodes 266 amino acids. The record is from RefSeq and is a predicted model, not a curated record. The transcript has a single exon. NCBI's taxonomy places the organism in Eukaryota, Fungi, Ascomycota, Leotiomycetes, Thelebolales, Thelebolaceae.